Callorhinchus milii (elephant shark) is the source of this 753-nucleotide messenger RNA. Its product is annotated as proteasome subunit beta type-11-like. Gene Ontology annotation, molecular function: threonine-type endopeptidase activity. The record is from RefSeq and is a predicted model, not a curated record. Gene Ontology annotation, cellular component: proteasome core complex. The transcript is spliced from 2 exons. Bases 1 to 753 code for a protein of 250 amino acids. NCBI's taxonomy places the organism in Eukaryota, Metazoa, Chordata, Chondrichthyes, Chimaeriformes, Callorhinchidae.
AUGUCUCUCCAGGACGUUGUGUGUGAGUGGAGGGGCUUAAGGGCUGAGCGCAGACUCUCUGCCUGUCUCCCUGGUCCCCCGCUGUUCCAGUUCCCAUUCCGCGAGAGCCUCAGACGAACGAAUCCCCCGUCACCCGCUCACGGCACCACCACUCUCGCCCUGACCGCCAGCGAAUGCGCCGUGUUAGCCGCGGACACUCGCUCCUCCUGCGAUUCCCUGAUCGCCAGCCCUGACUCUUGCAAGGUCGUGCCCGUCCACACACACCUGCUGGCCACCACCUCGGGCACGGCCGCCGACUGCGCCUCGUGGCUCCGCUGGUUGGCUGGUGAGUGCCGCCUGCGGCAGCUGAGAGACGGGCGUUUGCCGGGAGCCCGAGCGGCGUCUGGGCUCCUAUCAGCGGCUUUGUCCCGGCAUUACCGCGCACACGCCGAUCUGUGCCUGGCCUCGCUACUCUGUGGGUGGGACCGGGGCCGAGCAGAGGUCUGGUAUGUGUGUCACGACGGGACGCGGCUGAACGGAGAGGUGCUCUCCGUGGGCUCAGGUUCGCCCUAUGCCUAUGGCGUGUUGGACAGUGGGUAUCGCCAAGGUAUGCCCACGUCAGAGGCACUGGCUCUAGCACGGACUGCGGUGUCUCACGCUGCUCAUCGCGAUGCCUACUCUGGUGGCUGUGUGGAUGUGUAUACCGUAGGGCAGAGAGGCUGGGAGAGAGAGGGCAGGAGGGACGUGCAUUGCGAGUGCGAGGGAGAUGUCUAA